Messenger RNA from Oryza sativa Japonica Group (Japanese rice), 963 nucleotides. RefSeq lists its product as uncharacterized. The record is from RefSeq and is a predicted model, not a curated record. NCBI's taxonomy places the organism in Eukaryota, Viridiplantae, Streptophyta, Magnoliopsida, Poales, Poaceae.
UUCAUUUGCCGAAAUCUCAUGUUUCAGUUCAUAAAAACGUUUUAAAGCCACGGUUCCAUACCAAUAAAUACUACUACUACGUUUAUAACUUUCAUUAAAAAGGUCAUGACAAACUGCAAUUGCUAUUAAUUCUCUGCAGAAAUGUGGCGUGAGUUACAGCAAAAUGCUAGGAGUAUAAGUAAUCUUCUGCAUCGCCUCGAUAAUCCUUACUUCACCGAGAGAAAAGAAGCAGACGGCAGCAAUGCAAGCUCGACGUGCUCCGGCAACACUCCUCCUCCGCCGCCUCCUUUCCCUGUGCGCCAUGGCGGCGGUGCUACUGCUCUCGCCGUCGCCGGCGGCCGUGGCGUCAGCCGAGCCAACGACAGCAGACGACAUUAUCCCCGCCCUCUCCGGCGACGACAGAUGUUGGUGGCCCGCCGAUGCACCGACGGCGGCGGCGGCACCCGCCGGAGGGGGAACGGGAUACGACGACGCCAUCGCUGCCGUUGCUGACGAUGCAGUCGUCGUCGUCGCUGCGCCGGCGGCGGCGACGGCGCACAGGUUCAGGCCACGCUACGACUCCGCGGUCAGCCCGGGCGCGAAGCGGGAGCUCGAGCACGAGGCUCGCUGCGGGCCGCGCGUCCCCGUGCGGCGGGGCUUCCCGUGGCCGGAGUGGAAGCCCAACUGCCGCCGCGAACAUGGCGUCGCCGGUGCCGGCGGCUUGGGGCGGCGUCCCUGGGACGAGCCGUAGCGAACAGUAGAGACGAUCAUCCAACUCGCGCCAUCGCCAUGCAGCAGCGUUGUGCCAAGAAACGGCCAUCGGAGCAAUAAAAAUUAGAGAGAAGGGCCAAAUUACAAAACUUCAGGCAAACCAAAAAGUAUCAGUAAUUUUCAGAAAUUUAUAUGACCACGUCGUUAGUUUUCUCUGUUAUCACACUGGCAACAUACUGCAUGAUAAACGAUAAUUAGUUAUGAAAAGAAAAA